AGUUUUUCUCGAUAAUAUUAUCUUGUGAUGUAGUGUUAGUUUUCAAACGUCACUUUGGCGAUCAGAGUGACUUUGGUUUUUCGACUAAAUGCAGUAUCUUUUGCCGAUUUAAUUCUUGUCACAUUUAGUUUAGACAUAAAAAGCAAGCAAACAAAGAGGCAUUUUCCUCUUGUUAAAAGUUUUCUUUUGAUAGACUAUAGAGAGCUCAUUCAAGGCCGCCAGCCUCGGGCCAAAAUGAAACGAGUACUGAAACCCAAAAGCGAAUGACCCUGUGUGCGUGCGUCUGUGUGAAUUUUUUUUUUUUUUUUCAUUUGAUAUUGAUGCAAUGUGGAUCCUGGAUGUCAUCGUUGUUGUUCAAUGCUGUUACACUGUUGACUAAAACUGUUUGUGUCUUCUUGACCCACAGGUCUAACACUCAGCGGCUGGUGGUUGUCCAACAAUGAGUUUGGAGAUUCUCCUGGAAGCCGCUCUGUUUGUAGAGCGACAGACCCAAGGUGAAGAGCCCAACGGACAGCCGGACCAGACUCUGAUCGGUGAAGAAGUCGGCACCAAAUUGGUUUACGGUUCGAACGUAUCCAGCGGAUCUGCUCUGCGUCGGGACGAGAGCCCGUCGUCGUCGGUCAUCAACCAUGGCGGUUACUCUGCGCUGGACCAUCCCACGCACGUCACCAGCGUCAUCCAGCGCUCGGGUCCUCCGUCGACUCCGUCGUCUUCCGCUUACGCAGUCAACGGCUCGCGUAAUCUUGCCGCGGCUUUCUACUCGUACCAGCAGGCCAGGAGCCGAUCGCCGAGUCCGGCACGGGGCGGCUCCCACUGCAACGGAGGAGUUGCCCCGGCCGCCAAUGGUGGGCAACGGGCGACGGCCGCUUCGCCACUACAUUCCCAUUCCGUUUCCAACGGCAGUUCGGCGGCUUCGUCUCAGCGGUCUUACCAGUCGUCUCCCAAGAUGAUGCUGGACGCGGAGCCCUACUCGCAGCACGUGCACGCCGGAUACCUGAACAGCGUGGCCUCUUCGUCGAACCUUCAUCAUUCCUCCUCUUCCUCCAACUCUUCGUCAACCCAUCCCUCCUACUCCAGGGUGGACGACCUGGCCUCGAGGAGUCACCGACUUGAGGAGGCCUUGCUGCGGGCGAGCCGUAAAAGUCCACCCGUUCCAGCACCAGCCAACGCUCUUCCUGUUGCCACUGCGGCGGCCGUGGCCGUGGCCGCCUCCUCGUCAUCGUCGUCGUCGUCCUCGUCGGCCGCCACGGCCCAUUUCAAUGCCGGCAACAGCGGCAGGACGUCCGCCGACGAGCUCCUUGAAUUGAAGAAACGCAGCGGGGCGGGGACGCGCGAAGUUCACAACAAGUUGGAGAAAAAUCGGCGGGCUCACUUGCGGGAAUGUUUCGAGUUUCUACGGAAACAGCUGCCGGCCAUCGACGACAAGAAGCUGUCGAAUCUGGGCAUCCUCAAGAGCGCCCUGCGCCAUAUCCAGACGUUGAAGAGAAAAGAGCGCGAAUAUGAGCACACGAUGGAGCGGCUGGCGCGGGAGAAAAUCGCUGCCCAGCAGCGGUUGGCCGCCCUGCGAAAGGAAGUUCCCAGCAUUCCUGGCUACAGCAACGAGGCCGGCUCGCUGGAUUUGACUAGCGUCGUCCCCGUCGUCCUCCACAGCCAGCAGGUGCAGAUGAUCCAGCAGAGUGAGCGUGACUCGCCGCUGACGUUCGCUAACGUCCAGGCCCACACGAUCCGCGAGGAGAACCACUACCGGCUCUCGGGCGGGGCCAGCAGCAGCACCCGCACUCGAGACGGAGACCAGGAGAGCAAUUCCGGAACGUCGACGGCCUCGGAAGGCGGAGAUGCCAGCGAUCGCGACCAUCUGACGGCGACGCCGACGAUGACGACGGAAUCCUACCCUCAGCGGCACCUUGUCGUCCGGCCUGGCAACUCUGCCGAACAAUUACCGGGCGCCGGCCAGGUAUUGGUCAACGGUCGGCAGCUGCCCGCUUCUCCCGUCCCCGGCUCGCUGAAGCGUCCGCACUCGGUCCUGGCCAACGGCGUCGGCCAGGAGGAAGAAAUGGGCUCGAACGAUCCCGAUCACUCGCGGCCGCACAUCAAAUACGUCCGAGCUUCCACGACCAACAACACGACGGUGUCGUAUGCGACGGCGACGACCGUGUCCCAUGCGGCCACUUACGUCACUAUGGUGCCCACGACGGCCGGCGGCGUGCUGGAGCUGGCCGGCGUGCCCAUCGAGACGAGAGAAGGGGCCGCUUCUAUGGCGGCGAUGGCUGGCGGCGGGACGGCCCUCUACCACGUCCGUCACCCAUCGGCCAUCGCCUUCGCCACCUCGGCCGGUGGGCACCACGUCCAGCUGGCUACGCCGCAAGUCCUGGCUGCUCACCACGGCGUCCAGCUGCUCACCCACGGCCCAUCGCUCAAAUUGCUGACGGCCGGACCGACAACCGGUUCCGUACGGGUCAUUUCGGCCAGCGACGUCUCUACCUCAUUGCAGCCUCUAAUGGCUGUCCAUACUUCUUCCUCCGUUACGGGUAGCAAAAGCGGCGAAGAAAUCGCUUUGCUGAACGGAACGGCGACGACAACGACAUCAGGGACGGUCUUUUGUACUCCGUCUGGCGUAGUGAUACCGAGUUUGGUAGCCUUGCCUCCGUCGGAAGUUUCGGCCAGCAGCAGCAGUGGCGGCAGCAUGCCGACGAAUUAUGAGCUGCCGCGACUGCCCACUUCCAUGUCGACUCAUUUCAAACAUUCGUCCACUAUUCCUAAUAGUUCUGCAGUAUUGAGUUUACCCAACGGGUUGCUGAAGGCUACCGUUAAUCGAUCGUUGCAACCGGUGACGACGACAGGUGUGACUCACGUCAUGACGCCGAUAGCCGUCACGCGGUCUCUACCUCUGGUCACCAACAUGGCCGUCGUGGGUCAAUCAACUAAACACGUUGCCCACAUUCUGACCAAUUCAUCCCUGGACAAGAUGGGACUGCUGAAAUCCGGAUCUAUACCCAUUAUUGGCGGGCAGUAUUUGACUCCGGCGUCCGGCAGGCAGCUUAUGAAGCCUGUCGUGGUGGUGGCCGCACCUCCGUCGACUUCGCCCACUACGACGCAAGUCGUCGUGACGCCUCGUGACGGAUCGGCCGCCGCUGCCACCACUCGUCCAUCCACCCCUCAGACAAAGUACCCUCCGACGUAGGAAACGAUUCAAUCCCCUUCAAUCCCUCCCCCUAUAACUUUCCCCCCCCCCCCCUCACCCUCACAAUUUUUCAAUCAAGUUUUUUUUUCGCCUUUUUGUUCGUCUUGAGACGGGCGCGUGGAGGAGCACACCAACUCGAGUACAAGCCAUAGAUUUAAUUAACAUACAAAUUAUGAAUAAACUAAAAAAAAAUUUUCAAAUUCACCUUUUUCUUUUUCUCUCUCCCCCCACCCCUUCCUUAGCCAAUCGUAUCCGCCGAUGACUUGUGUUGUCUCUCGAUCGUCCAACACAAACAUGCACACACAGUGUCUAUUUCGCUGAGAGGUUGAUUAUCCCCCCCCAGACCCAUUUAUAUUGUCCAAAAUUUUUUUUCCUGAUUCAUUCGUUGUGACUGUGUGUGUGUGUGUGUUUAUUUGUUUGUUUGUUUGAGAGAUACGUGCUCACACUGUAUCUCUUUUUCUCUCUCUCUCUAGGGUGGACAUCUUGAUUUUUUUCCUCCCAAAUAAUUUUUUUUUCUCUAUCUCUUUCCUUUUAAAUAGCAUGUUCUGCUUUUGUUGAAACUUCUUUUAAACAUUUUUUUUUUGUGUCUGACCCCCCUAUUGAGUUUUUCUUAUUUUUCUUUUUGGCUAAAAGGUUAACCCUGUGUGUGUUCGGCGCAGAGAAUAAAAAAAAUUCUAUGAUUGCAAAUCAAUCGCAAAAGAAAAAAAGAAAAACGACAAACAAAAUAAUUUUUAAAAAAGAAGAUGAUCAUCCCCCCUUUUUUGUGCUUUUCCCAAACGGAAAAAUUCAAUUGAAAACCCAAGUCCUGUGAUUUUUCGACAAGUCUAUCUCUCUCUGCCGACUCGAUCGCACAUUCGAUUGUGUUCCAAAGGAAAGAAAACAAAAAUCAAUUUGACAUUUCUUGGUCAACCGACGACUUGAGACGACAUCCGGAGAAAAAACGACGGAUCACAUUGGACCUUUGAUUAGACACAAUUUAUACAUACAAAAGAAAAAGGAAAAACUUGUUGGACGAAUGGGAAUAUGUUUCCGUUGUUAUUGAGGAUCGAGUUGUACAUAUAGAAAACGAGCCCUUGUGUUAUUUUUCUCUUUGUCUAACCUCACAUUCAAUUUCUUUCAACUUUAAUCCUCAGUGUCAUUUUUCUUUUUCAUCAUGGCGUUAUUCGCAAAUUUGUAUUUGAUAGGCAAAUUGCAGCCUAUCACCUCUCCCUCCCUCAACUAGUGCAGAAUUUUUCUCUCCCGAAUUCCCUCUUCCCCCCAUCUUUUUUUUAAUGGCCGUUGUUUGUUUCUCUAUUGUGGUUGAGUGUAUUUCGUUUGUUGUUAGACAUGUAAAUACAAUCAGUAAUGUAUUGCCGCCA
Messenger RNA from Daphnia pulicaria, 4539 nucleotides. RefSeq lists its product as uncharacterized. The coding region runs from base 440 to 3181 and encodes 913 amino acids. Gene Ontology annotation, biological process: regulation of transcription by RNA polymerase II. Gene Ontology annotation, molecular function: RNA polymerase II cis-regulatory region sequence-specific DNA binding; DNA-binding transcription factor activity, RNA polymerase II-specific; protein dimerization activity. The transcript is spliced from 8 exons. The record is from RefSeq and is a predicted model, not a curated record. Lineage: Eukaryota; Metazoa; Arthropoda; Branchiopoda; Diplostraca; Daphniidae.